Brettanomyces nanus is the source of this 2829-nucleotide messenger RNA. RefSeq lists its product as uncharacterized. Gene Ontology annotation, cellular component: cytoplasm; cytosol. Lineage: Eukaryota; Fungi; Ascomycota; Pichiomycetes; Pichiales; Pichiaceae. Gene Ontology annotation, biological process: ubiquitin-dependent endocytosis. The transcript has a single exon. The record is from RefSeq and is a predicted model, not a curated record. Gene Ontology annotation, molecular function: ubiquitin protein ligase binding; protein-macromolecule adaptor activity. Bases 1 to 2829 code for a protein of 942 amino acids.
AUGUCUGGUUUAAUCACCUCUCCUUUAUUUCCGGUCGAGGGUCUCUCUACUGAGACACUGAUUAAGCUCCCGACAAAACCGAAUGCAGCAUCUACCUCUGUCAAGCUCUAUAUCAUAUAUGCAGAACCCAGGCUGUAUCUUGAAGGAUUUUCCUCUAAUGAGAUAGCGUCUAGACCUCCAACUGUGCUACGUGGAUGUCUCUUCAUAAGAAUUCUAAAACCUGUGAGAAUUAAGACUAUCGCUAUGAAGCUUGAAGGAGUGGCAAGAACUGACUGGCCUGAAGGUAUUCCUCCCAAGAAAGUGGAGCAUAUGGAAUCGAAGAGUGUUCUCAGUCAUACGUGGCCGUUUUUCAAUUACAAUAACAUUUACCCUGUCACCGAUCACUCCCGGAUGAAUGCCGAUCUUUUUGUUCCGAAAUCUGGCGGUCCUGAUAUCGAUGCAUUCAGUUUGGACUCAACGCUAUCUCCUGUAAGUAGUAACAGCACCCUCGAUCUACAUUCGAUGAAGUCUCAUUCUUCCUUUGUCGGCACAGCACAUGCAAAUCUUCUCCGACAUCUUUCUUCCUCCCCGGAUCCCGAGCUCCAAUCAUCAACUUCACGCACCCGCUCUCGGUCUGACGUUAGCGAUAAUAAAUUGUUCAUUCCUGGAGAUUACAUAUAUUCCUUCGAGCAGUUGUUUCCAGCAAGUCUUCCAGAGUCAAUGACUUUGACCUUUGGUUGUGUACAUUACAGUAUUGAGGCUAGCUUGGAGAGAAGUGGUGCUUUUAAGACAAAUUUAUACGCCAGGCGUCCCGUCAACAUAGUACGUGCUCCUUGUAGCGAUUCUUCAGAGGAGAACGAACCUAUUGUCAUUAACCGCGACUGGGAAGAUCGUUUACAUUACGAAAUCGUUAUUUCUUCCAAGCAGGUGAUUCUCAAUUCUUUCCUACCGAUAUCUUUCAGACUGACUCCACUGGACAAAAUCCGUAUUCACAGGCUUAGAAUAUACAUUACGGAACAUUUAGAGUACUUUUGUCACGACAAACAUGUUCAUCGUGCAGAGCCCCCUAAGAAGAUUCUCCUUCUGGAGCAUAAGCCACCAGCUGGGCUGGACAACCUUCUUGCCGUGGGCGACGAUGAAAUCGGAGGAGUUCAGCUGGAUUUCCAAGUUUAUAUUCCUGAAUAUUAUGGUGAACGGUAUAGAAUACAUCCUGAGACCUGCUAUGAUGAUAUUCAGUCUCACCAUUGGAUCAAGAUUUGUGUGAGGCUUUCCAAGCUAGAACCUACGCCAGAGGAUCCCAAUAAGAGAAAGCAUUAUGAGUUAUCUAUAGAUUCACCUAUUCACAUUUUAUCCACUCACUGUGCUCAUGCAAACACUCUGUUGCCAUCCUAUGAUGAACAAAUUAGAGAGGAUGUUGGCGUCAGCGACCGGCGUGAGAAUUUGGUUGAUAUGAACAUGUCUCCUAAUACUGGCAUGAUUUUGAAGUCUAACCUAUAUCGGCCCGAUGCAACAAUUCCUGUUGAGAUGUUAUCUCCACAGGCGAAGCCUUUUUCACCCCUUGUUUCUCCGGAACUUAAUUCCAUUAACCCCGAGCUUCGUUUCGAUUUUGAGAUGAAGCCGAUUGACCUCUUGAAAACCCUUUCUACGGUCUCUCGUCCCUUGGCUCCUCUUGGAGGUCCACCUCCGCCUUUUAAAGAGGCCACUACUGACAACCCACCCACAUACGAGGAGGCUGUCCAUGGUUCAACAUCAUCCUCGUCGUCCAGUUCAUCGGUAUCAACUUCUUUUAGAACUGAAAUCGAGCCUAAUGGUAGGUCUAGAAUCGAGAGGAGCCGCAGAGGUCAUCGAUCGCUGAGAGCAGAUACUUACAGAGACUCGGCUGACUUAGGUGAUAUGGAAGGAAACUUCCAUUUGAAGGUCACUCCAAUCAGAUCGAGGUCUACUUCUUCUUCACCUCCACCUACGCUCUCGCAAUUCUCGUCAAAAUCCAGGCUUGUGAGCACUUCUCUAGUUCCCGGAAUGCAUUUUUACAGUCAUACUUCCAAUCCAUCUUCUCCAGCUAUUGAUGCUGCCUUGGAAGAUUCCCUUGGAGAAGAUGGUGAUCAGCCUGAGGAUGAAAAUGAAGAAGAAGAUGAAGAAAGUAAAGAUGAGAUUCACUCACCAAAAUCUAACACUUCGGCCACGGCAGCUGGUUCACCAAAAAGUACAGAAAGGGAUCGUACAUUAUCAAGAUCAUCUACUCCUACGAUUACUCGCAUCCAAUCGAACCAGUUACCUUUACCUACCCGUAUUAAAACCACCAGUUCUAGUCAGCUCGAUGGGAGAAGAGUAUCUACCUCAUCUACAAAUUCUGCUGGUGGCAUUUCUAUGGGAUCAGAAGAUCCGCUAAUGAAGCGUCCAUUGUUGAGCAAUGAUGCUGAUUUGACUGUGCCUCCACUUUAUAGUGUCUCUGCCAACCAGAGUAAUCCAGCUCUAUUGUUGAGAAAUGGAUCCAUCGUGACAAAUCUUAACUAUCCAGAGGAUCCUGAUAGUUCGAUGGAUAUUUCGGCAAUGCUUGGAUCUUCUAUGGAUAAAGAUAAAAAUCCCAUCAUGCCUGUAGGAUUCGAUCUUGCGGAAGGAAUGGGGUCUAACGAAAUUGACAGGAUGUGGAGGCCAUUUGUUUUUAAUUCUUCGUCCUCUAGGCCUCCCCAAGUUCUACCAUUGAGUCACAGGAAAACCACAAAUAAGUACAGCACUGGUACAAAAUCCAUGGCCUCCAGAGACGUUUCAGAGGAUAGACGAAAAAUCAGUUUUGGUGUGGAGCCUGUCCUAGCCACACUGUCCGGGAACCAGUCAUCUGAUGAAGAAUGA